Molecule: messenger RNA, 1956 nt
Organism: Momordica charantia (bitter melon)
Lineage: Eukaryota; Viridiplantae; Streptophyta; Magnoliopsida; Cucurbitales; Cucurbitaceae
Product: Emb:.1 protein, putative (Protein of unknown function, DUF642)
Source: RefSeq, a predicted model, not a curated record
AUGCUAAGAUAAACUGAUAUUUACCAACGGUGAUUUACAAUUGAUUUACGCCUAACGAGCUCUUAAUAAUGAAGAUCUUUUUCUAUUACUUAUUUCUACCAUAUCUAUAAUAGCAAGUUGGUCACACCUACAAUUGAAAUAGAAACGAAGUGUUUCCUGGUCUAAAAUGUAGAAUAUCGUCUCAAUCAUCAUUUGUCAAGACUAUUCUGAGUAAGUUCCUUGACUUGGACAAGAUACCUAGUCCACGUGUGUGCCUACAUGGAUCACUAAUACAUCUCAGCAGAGCUGUGAAUUUCCAGUCACAGCUGUAUAAAAUCUCUUUCAUCCUUGGAAUAUUCAUUGCUCCAGCUGCAAAUAAUUGAAGACGGUGUGAAAGACAUGACAAUAAGCCAAAAAUAAUUCCAAAAUCUCUGAUGCUCUAUUUCUGGUAAUCUUCUUCUUUAUUCGCAAAAGAGAAGUUUCCUUUCUCCUUCCCAUCCCUUGGUCCAAUAGGAAUCUUAUGACCACUUGAAUGGCCAACUGGAGAAGCGCAGCACAUGGUUGGUCAUACAUAUACUUUACAAUACUUCACAUUCAUUAAUACCCACUGCCACUCCACUCUCCACUAGCUGUUUCCUGUUUGUAUUGGAAACUUCAAAGUCAAACUCUUACCUUCUCUCCACGUUACAAUGACCUUCUCCUUCCCUUCUUCUUCCUCCAAGCAAUCCACGUGGCUGCCGGAAAUACUCCUCCUCCUCCUCCUCUCCACCGGAGUAACGUCCAGAGAACUUGUGAAGAAUUCAGAUUUCGAAUCUCCACCAUCAAACCUGCCGAAGAAUUUGAACUCAACAUCAGUGGUGCUGAACAAAAACAACACAAUCCCAGGAUGGACAUUUCAGGGAGGGGUUGAAUACAUAACAGUUGGAAAAAACAUCUCAUUGCCAGACAAAGGACAUGCCAUAUUAUUGGGUGAAGAUGGAAAAAUAAACCAGACUUUUACAGCCGAUGCAGACUACUUGAAUUACAUACUGACCUUCGCGCUAGCCCCAGGCGGUCAGAAUUGUUCAGCUACUGCUCCAUUAGAAGUCUCUGCACCAGAUUCUGAUGCGAUCUUUACCUUGAACCACCGCUAUUGGAAGGAGCCAUGGAAGGUCUAUGGCCUCUAUCUGGGCAGCUGGGGAGAUAGAGAGUCUAUAAACCUUGAAAUUGGAAGCCUAGCAAAUGACUCUACUUCAACUUCAACCUGUUGGCCUGCAAUUGACUCACUUCAUCUCAAGACAAUGGGUAUAGUGAUGCCAGACAAUGACAACUUAGUAGUCAAUGGAGGAUUCGAAUUCGGCCCAGAUUUUCUCGAAAACACUGCAGGAGGAGUUCUACUUGAUUCAGCUCCAACUCCUCUCUUUUCACCACUAAUACAGUGGAUUGUGCUGGGGACAGUCAGAUACAUAGAUUCAAAACACUUCUUUGUUCCACAAGGCAAUGCUGCUGUGGAGAUGAUAUCAGGGGUUUCAUCUGGAGUUCAAGCAGCAGCAAAACUCCAGGCAGGUUCUUCAUAUACCUUGGAUUUCACUCUGGGCGACGCCAAUGAUUCGUGCGCAGCCAAAUUUCUUGUUGGUGCUCAAGCUGGAUCGACGUCUCGGAAUUUCACAUUGGAGAGCAAUGGGACAGGUUCGGCUGUAAAAUUCUCCAUGACAUUCAAUGCAAUUCCUGAUGUUAAUACAAUCACUUUCCUUAGCUACACUACUACCCAAACAAAAGAUGGAGACUUCUGUGGUCCAGUCAUAGAUGAUGUAAUCUUGCGUGUUUCUCAUGGGCUCAGAAUCUUAAUGCCCUGGAAGAGUUUGGUUCCUCUGUGUUUAGUUACAAUUCUCUAUUUGCUCUGAGCCUGAGGAAGGAUAGUGUCCAGGAAUUCUAAAUUUGACAAAUUAGAAAGCCUAUAUCAUUGUAGUACCUUUCUUCUUUGAGAAGUACUUAGAA